AUGUAUGCAACUACAUUGAAAAAGAAUACGUUAGUCAAUAAAGUUUCGUAUUUAAUAAUGGCCUCUGACAGUGAUUACAAAGUUCUGAAGGAGAAAGUACAGCGUCAAGAUGCUAAAAUCGAGUUAUUAUCUAAUCAAAUAAUUAAUUUAAUGGAUCGAUUGGAAUCACUCGAUAAUAUGAAAACGAAUUUGGAAAAAGAAUUAUUAUUAUAUCAAAAGAAGCCGUGUGAUAGUUGUCGUAAUUGUCUUUAUAUUGCCGAUGGUCGCGGUGGUCAUGAUGAUCGUCCUGUUGGUUACUAUCAUGUCUAUGUUAAUCCCGGCACUAUUGAUCGUUAUAGUGGUAAUUUUCUUGUUCAUCCUUAUGGUAAUAUUUGUAAUUGUAAUUGUCAUCCAAAAUAA
Adineta ricciae is the source of this 399-nucleotide messenger RNA. The record is from the annotation of a GenBank genome assembly. NCBI's taxonomy places the organism in Eukaryota, Metazoa, Rotifera, Eurotatoria, Adinetida, Adinetidae.